UAUCGCAUUGACGUAAUUUGUUCGCAGUCGAAAAUGCGAAGUGACUUAUGUUUCAUCCUCUUGGAAUUCUCCUUUCCCGAUAAGAAAACGGCAGAAGAUGAGAAAGAAAGAAAAGAGAGAGAGAGAGUGACCAACACAUCGUAUCGAGUCGUCGUCAAGCCUUCGUGCCAAAGGCAAAUAUAUGGUAGUCAACCUCGAUACGCCUUCGCCAAUGAUAAGAUAAAGAAUUGUUUGAAAUACUACAUUCCGUAUGUAUUGGAUCUCGUGAGAAGCCAGACGGAAGCACGAUCAAAUCGAGGAGAAAGGCGAGCAAAAAUCGAGGCUCCAUGCUGGCUGCCACGGCGAGCUGCUAAGCGGUGCGGCGGGCAGGCAGCAAGCAGUCAGACAUCCACAGCAGACAACAUGGCGCCGAGAGCGUCGUCGUCACGCCGGCGUGACGUUUCCCGCGCGCGUCAUUAACGGAAGUGAGCCCACAAAAUGGCGGAGUUUUACGGCGCUGAGGUGUGAAAGGGAAGAGAGAAAGGAGAAGACGGGGAGGGUGACUAUGCCUGCGGGCAGUUAGACAGGCGAGCGAAGCAGGAUGAGAAGAGAUCCGUAGAAAGAGAGAAGGUUAGGUUGGUGGCACAGAGAAAGAAGAAUGACUAGUAGCCGCCUUUGGCGGUGGACUAGCGCCCAUACUGUACGAAUGAGGCAACAGGGUAUCGAGGGGGUACUCAUAAGAUAGAAAGAGGGAGUGCGACAAAGGCGAUACGUUGAACGCAGAGAGCGCUAAACGAAGUAACGAGUGAGUGGGGAUACACAGAGGAGAGGCCGAGAGCGCAAGGAGAGAGGCUCAAGGGAAUGUGAGAGUGAGAGACGAUGAUGGAACGGAGGGGAAAGACCAGUGGGAGCAGCGGCAGUUCUCGUCGGUAGAGGGGAUGAAAAUUAGUUACGGCAUCCAAGACCUAAAAGGAACUCCGGCGCCGCACGGUCAGAUCGCAUCGUGCAAUGUUAAGCGUUAAGGUAGCCCCGUGCGUUGUUGACAGUGCCGGUUUCGAACUUCGUAGUAGUUGUUAUCUGCGUUGUCGUUAUACUCGAACUUGUUCUUGUAGUCGAUGUGACAGCUAUUGCCACGGGUGCGAGAAAAAUAAAGUGCGUGUAAUAUUUUAGAUAUAAACCCAUGACCUAUGACGUGAGUGAAGUGCUCAGUGAGGAUAGUUCAGUGAAAAUGAUUCACUCAAAGCACCAACAAUUAGUGCACCAACAACAUCAACAGCAGAACAUGCGCAAAUCUGUGGGCGUUAUGGGUACUAGACGUAUUUUCACAACAGCCUUUAAAAUUAAAGUUCUGGAUUCCUAUAGACACGAUAAAGAUUGUCGUCAGAAUCAGCGUGCCACUGCGAGGAAAUAUAACAUUCAUCGUCGUCAAAUACAAAAAUGGUUACAAUGUGAGGAGCAACUCAGAAAUAGCGUUGAAAACGGGAAUACUGUAACCGCCUCAUCAGCGACUAUUUCUUCUGCUGGUAUUUCGAAAUCGGAUGGUACUGUGACGGAAGCUACAGCAACUGCCGUGACUCCAGCAGCGCCGGCCUUGAACCUCAACCUCGCCAGACAGCACGGCGACGAGCUGACUACACAGCAAGGGCCCCCACCUCUUCCUCCGCAUGGUAGUGCACCCUCCUCGCCCCAAUAUAGCCUUCAGACUACUACUACUGGCACAACUUUGCCCCUAUGUGUCACAUCUGUGGGCUAUCAGGAAUAUUCAUCCGAACAACAACGUCUCCGUCUGGAGCUCGAAGAUAGACUUCAUGUAUCAGAGAUUCAGAGAUACUCAGAUACACAAAUGGAUCAGGAUCGAAAUUACUACGUAUUGAACGAAGAUGGACAGCGAGAUACAGAAACAGCGUCGGUAUUUGGCGGUAAAAACGAGAUAAAGGUAUAUCAAACUUUAACAAGUUACCAUUCGCCGCAUCAGGAACAUCGAUACGGCAUAAAUGAUAUCAGCAGUAAUGCACGUAAUCAUUCGCCAAAUUAUCAUUCGCAACAGCGUGAACAAAGUUAUGAGAAUGUCGAUUCAUUCGAUGGUAGAUCGUACGGUUUGCUGCUAGCGCCGUCGAUGAUAAAGACAGAGCCAGCGAGCCCAGACACAGCGGCGACGCCAGGGCCGUACGAACCGACAAGUUCCCCCGAUGGCCAACAGGCCCCACUCUCGCCAGUAUCACAUCGAGUUACCGAUAGCGGCAGCUCCUCGUCCGUUCACUUUGUUGACUCCUCACGAACCCCCGCGAGCCCGUACUUGCACACACAUGAGCACGCACACGCAUGCUCACCACUGAAUUCCGAGAAACCGAUCCCGUCGCUUUUGCACCAACAGGAGAGAGAGUCGGAGGAGACGACGCUAUACAACGAAGAAAAAAGAGAAGAAGAAAUACUGGACAAGGUAGAAUGUUGCAGAACGGUAGUCAAAGAAGAAGUACAUUUGGAUGAAGAAGAAACAUAUAACGUAGGCGAAGAAGCUACUGCAUCUUCGUGCAUUGAUUAUCAACGACCUGUCGGCAGGUCGUUAGUCAAUAGUUCAGGACCGAUAAGCCCUAUAUAUGAUCGUAACGGUUACUCCUUACCUUCAAGUCCUCGUGAUUCUGUCAGUGCUGGUAGAUCCAGAAGUAGCUGGUCGGAUAGCGAAAUGGAUCCUCUCGCUCCAGCUAAUAGCCGGAAUUUAUCCGGCAAUUUCACUCGUAGACGAUCUUUUCCCUUACGUUUUAAACUUGAUGUUCUCGAUGCUUUUCAUCAAGACAAGGAAGUAAAGGAAAAUCAACGAGCCACUGCGAGAAAAUUCAACAUAAAUCGUCGACAGGUACAGAAAUGGUUGGAACAGGAGGCGGAACUUAGAGAUGAAAUUGCUCUUCGAGGAGAUUUGCGUCAAAGAUUGGGCCCUAUUCAAGAUGUUGCUUCCGGUGAGUCACCAUUAGAUUUGUCAACUGCGAAUUGCGUUUCGCUAUUGCGUGAUCGACUAGAGAUGGAACAUGAACGAUUGCCGCCACACUUUUAUCGCUGCAAUGGCAUUGGUUCUGUUUCCUCUCAACAUCCUCUUCAUCAUCAACACUCUGCUGGAAUAGAAUCUUCUGAGAUGGAACCUGCUGGAUCUUGCAAUUUUUCUUGCUCUGCAGACAGCCAUACUACAUCAACAACAUCCUCCUAUCAGGAAUUAUCUUUGAAAGAAUCCUGCUACACGGAGUCUUCAAUUAAAGCAUAUUGUCAUUCGCCAAGAGCAAAUUCCGAAGUUUCUAAUCUUUCUGAAGGAUGCGAGCAAAGAUAUUCACCCCUGAAGAGACAGCAUUGUAUGAUUUCUUGCUGUUACGAUGCGAUGCCAUCACCGAAAAGAUAUUUCUGCGACAGACUUCCGGAUGUAGAUGACUCUUAUGAUGCACCUCCUCAAGAUACGCCUCUUUGUCUUGUGAAACCAAAAUUGACUCGACAAGUUUCUCCUUCACGAACGGAAUUGAUUACAAUACCAAUCAGUACUGUACCAACUUCGAAUAAUCCGGAUGCCAUCACUUUUAAGCCUUAUUUGGAUAACCCUGUGAGUAAACCUGCGAAGAAGUGCGCAGUUCAGCGUGAUGCAUCUCCUGUCAGUAACCAUAACAUCAACAACAAUAAUAAUAAUAACAACAACAAUUGUCAGAUUAUUUGUAACUUUAACGAAAGUCAAAAUCACAACUAUGAUUUCGAGCUUAAUCUGCGAGUGCCGGUUUCUUGGAGGCCUGAUGUAAGCCUGUAUACAGGAUUCCCGCAGGGGAACGCAUUUGUCAGCGUGUCCUCACUUUACAUGUAACUUUCUUCUCUCUAUUUUAAUCAAAUGCGGAUAAAAAAAAAUCACAAAAACAUAUGAAAAGACUAGUAAUCAUUCACUCAUGUUUCUUUUAAUUUAUUUUAAAUAGAUACAUUUCUUAAACGUAAAAAAAAAAUAAUGCGUUCAUUAGUUUGGAGAUGUAAAAAUCAGACCUGUAGGCUUCUCGAAUGCGAAUUUGCAAGCGAAAGAUUGAUUGGUACGUGAUCUACUACACGUAGCGGACCACGUAAGCACUUAUCGUUUCCACGGAUCGUCGGUAACGCGUUAUACAUCGCGAUAAAGUUUUAAUCGGCCAUUGGAAGAACCGAGGCGUGGAAGGAGAUACAUGGUCGCGUCCUCGGUUGGCGUCUUCUUCCAACUCCACCAAACUUGCUUGACCCGUUUCCCCUCCGUUGUCCUAUCUUACUCUACGAAAAAUCGCGCAGAUAUCCCGGCAGAUUUUUUCAUGAGUUUAUCGUCAAGAUUAAAGCUGAUUAUCGGCUAGGCCGUUUAGAGGUCGAAUGCAUUUGCUAUAAUUACGGAAUUAUGUCAGCAUAGUCAUUGCAUCGAAGAAAAGCAUAGGAAAAGAAAUGUUUGGGCCAAAGUACCAUUCACAUAUAAAACGUAUUAAAUUGUCCUUGCAGCAUAAUGUGUAACAUAUAGAAAUGAGCAUUACGUUUUCACAGAUUUAUUAUUGAAGAAAAAAAUUUUAAUUGAUAUUUUAAUGCAAAAUAUUUUUAAUGAAUAUGCUUAGCAAAUUGUAUUUAAUUUUUUAUCUCGAUAUUACAUAUUCUGCUGCGAAUGCAUUGUGUGUCAGAUAACAAAAAUUAUUUUAGGGCAUGUUUUUUACAUUUUUCCUAUAUUCUGCGGAAAACUAUCCGUCGGCGAUUAAUUGCGCGAUUUCUUGGUAGUACGAUAUGACGCGACAUGGUUUUCCACGAACUAAUCGUGCGAUCGCAUUCAUUGUCGGUUGCGAAUAUGCAAUCAAUCUACAGAAAUCAUUUAAUUGCUCAAACAGUUUCUUCCAUGUGCGCACACGCGUAUCAUAUUAGAAUUACAAUGCGAUUGUUAUCAUCCAUUUUUCAUUCUUUGACAAUUGUUAUCUAUUUCAUGCUUUCACUUUUUUAUUGUUUGCUCUUAAAUGAUCAGUCUGUAAAUAUGUAAAUAUUGAAAAAAUAGAGAAGAAAUAUAACAUUAGCCACCACAAUAGAGGUUUUUACGGCGCAUUUGGUGGAAAUGUAUUAUAGUGUUAUUUAAAAAAAUUUAGUUUAAUCAUUGUCUUGAUUUGGAAAAAAUAAACUAUUUUUAUACAAUCCCGCUUAAAAAUAAUAAAAAAAUAAAAAAUAAUAAAAAAGCAUGAGAAAAGACGGGAACUUGAGAUAAACUACUUCCACAGAGACUACUUCUCAUGUCUUUUUUUGGUCAAUAUAAGACGAAAUGUUUUUAAUGUAUGACGCAUAUAUAUUAAUACGAGUGUAAUAGUAAAUAAAUUAAUAUUUUCAGAAAAUUAUUAAAUUCAUUAGAAGGCGAAAGAAUCAUCUCGCUGUGCAUCUUGCUUUCAGCGAAUUAAUUUGCCAAAUGACAACAAAAACAUUCUAUAAUAAUUUAUCCAAUUGUUAAAAUGUUUAAAAACGGAAAUAAGUACGCAAGGGGUGUUAUUGCAUAUUUGUCAAACGCAAAAUGUAUUGAUAGUUACUAUUAAUUAGUUCGCUAGUUGACGAUAAAAUCAGAUGUUAAGCGGGGUGAGCAGAAAGAUUUAAAAAGACACAUGAGAACGGCUCUGAAAGAAAACUAUGUGCCUUAUGUAAUAUAUUCAUAUUAGAAUUAUGUAUGCACGCAUAAAUUGUGCCUCGGAGCUUGGUCACAAGAUAAGAUAUACAAAAUGUACAAGGAAUAUAGAAAAUGUAUAAUAAUGAAUAUUGUAAUAAUAUUGUUUAGAAUAGAUUUA
This is a messenger RNA of Linepithema humile (Argentine ant), 5756 nucleotides long. RefSeq lists its product as uncharacterized. The record is from RefSeq and is a predicted model, not a curated record. Lineage: Eukaryota; Metazoa; Arthropoda; Insecta; Hymenoptera; Formicidae.